AUGGCGGCGCCCGUCGCUAUAGCGGCGGCCCGGGCCGUGCGGUGGGUCGUCAGAGUCGCCGCGGCUGGGCCCGGUGUCUUGCAGGCCUCUGCACUCCUCACCCGCUGGAGUGGGAGCAGCUCCGCGCUGAGCAGCAUCCUGGGUAUCCCAGCUGAAAAGCCGAGCGACACGCUGGGCCGGCACCCACCGCCCGUUGCCACCAGCAACGAGGAACAAAACCGCCUGUUACAGAAUCAGCCUGACCAGCCCCAGAACCCCAAGGUUUUAAGAAUUGCCAUCAUUGGGGCACCCAACGCUGGAAAGUCCACACUCUCUAAUCAGCUCUUGGGCAGAAAGGUUUUCCCUGUGUCUAAGAAAGUGCACACAACCCGAUGCAAAGCCCGGGGUGUUGUCACAUAUGAGGACACACAACUGAUAAUUUUGGACACACCUGGCCUCACUAAUCCUUAUAAAGUCAAAAGACAUAAUUUAGAUAAAGCCAUGCUGACAGACCCAUGGGACAGCAUGAAACAUGCAGAUUUAGUUCUGGUUUUGGUGGAUGUGUCGGAUCAUUGGACACGAAACUCUCUGAGCAGGGAGGUGCUGAAGUGCCUUUCUCAGUUUCCUCAGAUCCCCAGUGUCCUGGUUCUGAACAAGGUGGAUCUGCUAAAAAAUAAAUUUCUUCUGCUGCAGCUAGUAACUGAGCUAACAGAGGGAGUUGUGAAUGGAAAGAAACUGGAAGUGAGAUCUGCUUUUAAACAGGAUUCCAGUUCUGCAGCAAUGUCUCCUCAUCAGAUUACUCAGGCUUCUCCACCUGAGAACAGGGCCCCUGAGUCUCACUGUCUGCAGGAAGCAGAUCAAGCUCAAGAAGGCUCUAGCUUGGACAACAGCAGCGAUGAAAGGGCUUCUGAGUCCAGGCUGGUCGCAGAAGAAGCACAAGGGCCAAAGCACUAUGGAGCCAGAGAUCGAAAACAUAAGACAGGCUGGCCAUGCUUCCAGGAGAUCUUCAUGCUGGCAGCUGUCCAUGGGGAGGAGGUGGAUACACUCAAGCGGUACCUCCUGAUGCAAGCCAAGCCAGGUCCUUGGGAGUUUCACAGUGGAGUCUUGACCAGCCAGUCACCUCAGGAGAUCUGUAACAAUAUCAUCAGGGAGAAGAUCCUGGAGUACCUGCCGCUGGAAGUGCCCUAUGGUGUGACUCAGGUGACAGAGGUGUGGGAGGAAGGACCGAGUGGGGAGCUGCUCAUUGUGCAGAGCCUUUUAGUCCCAAGAAAGUCUCAUAUGAUGAUGUUGAUUGGAAGAGGAGGUAAGGUUAUCAGCAGGAUUGCUCAGGAGGCUGGCCAGGACCUGAUGAAUGCUUUCCUGUGUGAUGUUCGCUUGAAGCUCAAGGUGGACUUGAAGACUUGAGCUCUUUGCAUAUGUUCUAACAUCUCCUGAACACUCUGGUCUUGUGAAGAAACUGGCUCCAUUUUCCCUCAGGGCUGUCCUGACUGAACCUUUGUCCAAUCCAGAAACAGAGAAAGAUGGAAUGCAGGCUGAAGUAGAAUGUAUCCUUCAUUGGGGGAAUAGCCCAAACUGAAAUAAAAUCUUAAGACCUCCUGUGGCAGGUCUCCUAUGGCAGGUGGAAGCUGAGGGAUGGGCAUUAGAGGACCAGCUACACACAUGAUUCUAACACUGCAAUUACAGAGCUGUCAUCAACUUUUGGGCUGUGUCCCAAGUCUUUACUGUCAAGUGUUUGUGCCUGGAAGUUCAGGAGCAUCUCAACUCUUUAGAUGACAAAAGGCUUCAGUGAAGGAUUAUCAGCAUGUUUGUCAUCUCUUCUGAAGGCUGACUCACCCCAGCAGUGGUUGGGCAGGAGGAAGAGGCUACCCUGGCCCACAUGGUGUCUCAUGUCACCUGUUGAAAUGUUUGAGUAUGAGUGGAUGGCUGUGCAGGGAGCCAGUUUUGCCCAGGUAGACCGAGCAGAGGAGUUUGCUGGCUAGCAGAAACACCCCACAGUGACUGGGUGUGACAGAGGAAGCUCUCAAACUCUAUGUAGAUACUCAAGGCCAGCUGUUUCCAGCUCUAGUGUUGGAGCUCUUCCUGCAGGCUGCCAUGUACCAUCCUCUUAGAUGACUGCCAGCUGCUGCCUUCAUUCUGACUUCUUCUUCUUGUUCCCUCUCUUUCCCCUGUCAUCCUUUCCUGUCUUGUGGUACUCGCUCCAGAAGGCUGGGUCCAGUCACAGACUGAUCCCAGUGGGUUGCUGAAGAGGUGAGAAAUGGAGCUGUGGUCCAGUCUAGGUGUGUCUAUGAGCUGCUUCCCUGACCAGCAGCGAGAGGAGCAGGGAGGUCAGGGAAUGGCACUUGCUGGAGUGUAUUAAUUAGGAAGUGAAAUGGAGCAGGGAAUAGCUAUCUUUCUGCCUCUAUGCAUCUUGUUUCUGCUGCCCAGUGGGGUCCUUGGAGCACUGAGCAGCUUCUUGCCAGGGUUCCAGGUAAAUCCCUGUGUGCUGUUAGACAUCCCUGAGUGAGGAAAGGCUGGGCUGCUGCUCCCACUGAAGUGAUCUGGUAGGGGCUGCUGGGGACUCUCCGCUCCUGCCUGGAACUCAAACCUGUGGAGCAAAUCCUGCAUCCACUGUUUUUCUCUGGUGCAACAUCAAGGAAAUGUUUUACUGGCUAUGUUGGAGCUGCAAAGGAUUCUCCUGUCAGGAGUCAUCUGAAAGCCAGGGUGAGAAGCCUCCAUGGAGUGCCCUGCUUUGUUUUCCUCUUUCAGGGGACACUGUGGUCUCAUGAUUGCCACUACCUGACUUUUGUGUUUUCCUUGGAAUAAAAUGAAGUCCCAGCAGAAGCAAUUGUUCUCAUCUC
Messenger RNA from Indicator indicator, 2816 nucleotides. It is a transcript of the gene ERAL1, whose product is annotated as Era like 12S mitochondrial rRNA chaperone 1. The record is from RefSeq and is a predicted model, not a curated record. Gene Ontology annotation, cellular component: mitochondrial matrix. Bases 1 to 1383 code for a protein of 460 amino acids. The transcript has 11 exons. Gene Ontology annotation, biological process: ribosomal small subunit assembly. Lineage: Eukaryota; Metazoa; Chordata; Aves; Piciformes; Indicatoridae. Gene Ontology annotation, molecular function: ribosomal small subunit binding; GTP binding; rRNA binding.